GAAGCGAGAUAAAUGUAGGUGGCAGUGGCAGGUGGCGGAGUCUAUAAAAGACCAAGUUUGUGUUAAAAGAAGCUUCACCUAUGCCAACUUUCUUCAUGCUCUCUCUCUCUCUCUCUCACACACACACUCUCACUCUUCUUUCUUCAACCCACUCUCACGCUCUGUCUCUUUUCUCCCAACUUCUUCUACCAAAUUGAAACCCAACACAACAUAACCUUUUCUUUUUCAAACUCACACACACCACUCGGUUAGUGUUUCCUUCUGUGUGGAUCAAUGGACCAGUUUCUCUUCAAACCAGAGAAGGCCAACGCCAUUCAAACACACAACCUCUUCGCCGCCGUUUCCAAAACCCUUCGCAUUCUCGAGCUCUGCCUCCUCUUCCUCCUCCUCUCCUGGCUCCUCACGCGCCUACCCUUCGCCUUCGCCCUCUCCGCGCAAUUCCUCACCCGCCUCCUCUCCUUCGCCGCCAGCCCUCUCUUCGUCUUCGCCCUCUCCAACGCCAUCAUCGCCGCUCUACUCGCCCAGUCCCGCCGCCUCUCCGGUCCCCACUCCGCGGCCGACACUCUCUACCACGAUUUCCUCAACUCCCGUGCUCCCGUACUCCACGCGCCUCCGCCGCGCGUGCUGCCGGAGCCCGAGUACCAUGACAAGCAGGUCAUAGCCGAGACGGUUCAGGAUCGGCCCAGUGUCGACCCCGCCGCGAAGUACCGCCGGAGCAAGUCAGAGAACUGGAAAGGAGACAGCGUAAAAACGCCGCGGAGGCGAAAUCUCCGUCGGUCGGAGACCGAGAAGCGGCUCAAAACCCCCCCGGAAAAUUUGUACCCGCAGGAUAAGCUGAGCAAUGAGGAGUUUCAACGCGCCAUUGAAGCGUUCAUCGCGAAGCAAUUGAGGUUUCUUAGGGAAGAGUCUUCUGCCAUUGUUGUUCAGAAUCCGUCAUAGGUUUUCAAACCUAGAAAAAAAAAAAAAUGGAUUGAAUAAUGAAAAACUGUUUAAAAAAAAAAAAGAGAUAAUAUAAGGCAGUGGCACUACUACUACAUUGUGUGAAAGUGUGUGUUUUAGGGUGAAUAAGCAAUGAGUAAUGUUGUUAGUAAUGAUUUUGUUUUUGGCGAAAAUAAGGUGAGGAAAUACGUGCGUAAUGAGGUGGCCUGGAACUGAAGAAUAUGUUCCUUGAUGGAGAAUUGGUAGCGAUGCUGAUCUUAUUCUACAGUUUAUAGUUUGAUUAGCUAGCUAUGAGAGAAAUGGAAGGGAAUGGAAUUGUAUUCCUAACAAACGUGAAUGGUUGAUGCUUGAUUUCUUGA
This is a messenger RNA of Vigna unguiculata (cowpea), 1298 nucleotides long. Its product is annotated as tRNA-methyltransferase non-catalytic subunit trm6MTase subunit. The record is from RefSeq and is a predicted model, not a curated record. Lineage: Eukaryota; Viridiplantae; Streptophyta; Magnoliopsida; Fabales; Fabaceae.